Diospyros lotus (date-plum) is the source of this 2509-nucleotide messenger RNA. Its product is annotated as TOM1-like protein 4. The coding region runs from base 635 to 2245 and encodes 536 amino acids. Gene Ontology annotation, molecular function: ubiquitin binding; phosphatidylinositol binding. Gene Ontology annotation, biological process: protein transport to vacuole involved in ubiquitin-dependent protein catabolic process via the multivesicular body sorting pathway. The transcript has 10 exons. Lineage: Eukaryota; Viridiplantae; Streptophyta; Magnoliopsida; Ericales; Ebenaceae. The record is from RefSeq and is a predicted model, not a curated record.
UGGGAAUAUGCUUUGAUCUUUGCCUACUUGAUCUUGGGUUUUGGGGCUCUAAUCUUUGUGAGGAGUUUUCGGGAUUUCUUAUUUUUCGUUUGGUUUGUCAAGCCUAUUUCUUUUGAGUUUUUGGUUUAAGCUCGUGAAUUAGAUUUCCUCUGGUGGAUAUUUGAGAAUGCUUUGAUAUUUGUCUGACUAAUUUCGUUUUUCUGAGCUUUAGUCCUUGAGUGCUUAUUGGGUUUUGCUGGGUUUUCAGAGUAAUUUUGAUUUUUCAAGCGUUCAUUUUUGUGGGUUUUGUAGUUUACGUUCGUGAAUUGUAGUUCAAGUGGUGGGUGUUUGCGGGGUUCAUGUAACUUACAAUGACUCUGGGAAUGCUUUGAUCUCUGUCUGACUAACCCUUUUUUAUUUAUUUAUUUUUUUUAUCCUUGAGUGGUUUGUUCGGUUUUUCUGGUUAAUGUAUUUUUUUUUUCAAGCUCUAAUUCUUGUGGGAUUUCUUAUUUCCAUUCAUGAAUUAAGACUACUUCCCAUACUUUUCUAUGUUAAUUACAUUUUUUAUAAGCCCUUUCUGUACUGGUCUUCCAAGUUUUUGCAGGAAGAUCAAAGGUGGGGUAUACUUUUGAGAAGGUGUAAACCGUAGAUAGGCAUGGCUAAUAAUGCAGCAGCAUGUGUUGAGAGGGCGACAAGUGACACACUGAUUGGUCCAGACUGGGCAAUAAAUAUUGAACUAUGUGAUAUAAUUAACAUGGAUCCUCGGCAAACAAAGGAUGCCUUGAAGCUACUCAAGAAGCGUCUGGGGAGCAAAAGUCCUAAAAAGCAGCUGCUUGCUCUUUUUGUUUUGGAGACCAUUAGUAAGAACUGUGGGGAAAACAUUUUCCAGAAAAUUGUUGAGCGAGAUAUCCUGAGUGAAAUGGUCAAAAUAGCAAAGAAGAAGACUGAUUUAAAUGUAAGGGAGAAAAUAUUAAUUUUGAUAGAUACAUGGCAAGAAGCAUUGGGAGGGCCCAUGGGAAGGUACCCACAGUACUAUGCAGCAUAUAAUAAACUCAAGGCUGCUGGAGUUGAAUUUCCUCCUACAGAGGAAAACAGUGUGUCAUUGUUUACUCCUCCACAAUCCCAGCCAAUAAGUCACCCUGAUUCACUAUAUGAAGAAGCUGCUAUUCAGGCCUCUCUUCAGACUGAUGAUUCUGGACUAAGCUUGCCAGAGAUUCAAAAUGCUCAGGGUCUGGCAAAUGUGCUGAUGGAAAUGCUUGGAGCCUUGGAUCCUCAAAAUCAUGAGGGAAUAAAGGAAGAAGUGAUUGUUGAUCUAGUUGAGCAGUGCCGUUCCUACCAAAAGCGCGUCAUGAAUCUUGUGAAGAAUACUGUAGAUGAAGAGCUUCUGUACAAAGGAUUGGCAUUGAAUGAUGACUUGCAACGUGUUCUUCGCCUGCAUGAUGAUAUUGCAAAGGGAAGCCUUCCAGUUCACCUGAAUCAUGGUAUUGUGAAGGGAAGCUUUCCAGCUGGAAUAGGAACUGUAGAAAAUUCAGUUGCACCUAUUGUGAACGUAAAUCACGAAGAUGAAGAGUCAGAAGAUGAAUUUUCACAGCUAGCACACAGGUCAUCUAGAGGUGCUUUAAAGGGACAGGGCCGACAAACAGCCAAUGCUGAGAAUGAACAUGUAGAAGUCAAGCCAAAUAAUAUUCCUCCCCGACCCUCGUUCCAGAAGUCUACUUCAGAUGCUGGAACGAUUGACUAUCUUAGUGGCGAUACCAAUAAUGCUGAAAUAUCUGCUGGAACUUCUGGAUCCAGAGCAUCUGCUGUCCCGAGUAGUUCACAGAACACAGACUCCACCCGACCAGUAUCAAGUCCAAUACCAUCUCCCUCCCCUCCCUCUGAUGACUUAAAUCCCACUGCGUCCAUGUUCAACAGGCAGCUUUUGUAUGAUGAGCCAGCUCCAGCGACCAAAUCCUCUGAUCGGCUGCCUCCAGCACCUUGGGAUGUUCAUGGUCCCAGCACCCUUCCACCCCCACCUUCCAAGUAUAACCAGCGGCAAAAAUUCUUCGGGCAACAGCAAACUUUCCCAGGCGGUGCUUCUCCCUCAAGUACUGGAUCCAGUUCCUCUUACGACAGCUUAUCUGGACGCACCCAACAUCUCUCUUUAAAUCCAUCACCUCCAAGCAAACAAGAGAAGCAGGAGGAUGCACUCUUCAAAGAUCUGGUUGAUUUUGCGAAAGCCCGGUCGACAUCUUCGUCGGCUUCCAAACCCAACAGAUCAUUUUAAGUACAUACUCCUGCAGAGAUAGCACAGAGCAUGUGGUACAGUUUUUUUAUUUCUACAGCUCUUGAUUCAUUAGGUUAAAUUUAUACCAUUGGAGACUAUGAAUAAAUUUGCGUAACUCAGAAUUCGGGAUUGGGAUUGGGUACACAGCAAAAGGGUAAUGAACUGCUUAUUUAUAUAUGUAUGUAUGUUUGUGUGUAUGUGAAUCUAUGGAUGCAGAUUGCUUUCUUUGAUUCUGAUGUGGCCCAUUUUGAGCCUUUGUUGUUA